UCACUCGCUCAUGCUGCCAGAACAGAGCUCCAAUCUCCAGCUUCUGUCAGCAAAAGAAGAAUGCAACAAUAUUUUGUGGAUUAUUACAGUACUGAGUGAAGAAAAACAAAAAACAAGAUGACUUUUGACCCGAGGAAUGUAACAGCUACACUCACAUCAAACUUCAGCACCAACAAAGGAGUACAGCAAAAUGAAGGCCUGACAUAUACCCAGAUCUUCACUCUGGUCUCAUACAUAGCAAUAUUUGUGCUUGGUACAAUUGGCAAUGGACUGGUCAUGUAUGUGACAGGCUACAAGAUGAAGACAACAGUCAAUUCCAUCUGGUUUCUCAACUUGGCCGUGGCAGACUUCCUCUUCACGUUUUUCCUGAUACUGAGCAUUGCAUCCGUUUCUCGAAAAUAUCACUGGCCCUUUGGCCUCGAAAUGUGCAAGUUCAACACCUUUGUGUCUGUGCUCAACAUGUUUGCUAGCAUCUUUCUGCUGACAGCCAUCAGUAUGGACCGCUGUCUGUCCACAUGGGUGAUCGUCUGGGCCCAGAACAAACGUACUCCACUCAAAGCUAGGAUAGCAUGUUUGUUCAUAUGGGUGGGAGCCAUAGCCUGCAGCAUCCCCUUUGCCUCUUAUCGUAAAUUGAGGACAAAUGGAUCUAUUACACACUGUGCCACUAACGCUGAUGGGCAAGUGAUGAAGAAUCUGGCUGUCUUCAGAUUUGUGAUAGGCUUCGUUGUUCCCUUGAUCAUUAUCAUCUGUUCAUACGUAGCGAUUGGAGUGAGAGCUCGACGCCUCCAAAAAUACAAAAAACUUCGCCCCUUCCGAGUCAUCCUGACUGUGAUACUAGCUUUUUUCUUAUGCUGGCUUCCCUUCCACAUCCACUAUUUCUGUAUUAUUCGCAGUGGUACAAAAAUGUGGAGUAAAGAAGCUCAAACUAUAAUUAACACCUCUGGUCCCUUCAUCGUGAGCCUGGCGUAUCUGAACAGCUGUCUGAACCCCAUCCUGUAUGUGUUCAUGUGUGAGGAGUUCAAGACGAAGCUCAAGCAGUCCUUGCUGCUGGUGCUGGAGAGUGCUUUUACGGAGGAGCACCUGGGCUUCCUCACCCCUCGCCAUUCCAUCAGCUCUCGCCACUCUGAGUCCCACAUCCAGAUGAAAAAAAAUGAUACAGCUAUCUCCCUCGUCAGCCGCUUAGACAGGACUUCAGACGACUGAAAAAGUCACAAUUCUGAAAGCAGUCCCCCGAGGACACACAGAAUAAAAGCAUUGCUGAGCAGUACGGCGGAGCACCCCACCAGUUGUUUGAUUUUGCAAGCCGUUUCUGUAUUUUAACUACUGAUCUUUUCUGUAUUCACACAUCUGGGUUUCACUUCUAUUAGACAUUUACACAAGCAUUUUAUGAACAGAAAAUACAUGAAUGACACCUACAUAGGUGUCUUUCACUUGUUUUUUAAGUGUUCUUUUCCUCUCUUUAUAUUCUUAAAAUAGUCAUAUUUUUCUGGCCAGUCUAUUGUGACCUGUUUCGAUUUUUGCCUCUUAAACUGUAGACUUGUUCAGGUAUUAAAGAAAGUCUUUGACAAAAAAAAAUCUAAUUUACACCAUUUCUACUACAAGAUGCCACUUUAGAUGUAGUUGAUCAUCCAAGACAUGUUUCGUGUCCAAAUUUCAGUCUGGUUUAGCACUGCAGCUUUAAGGCUAACAUUGCUAACAACCACUAAAUGGCAGUAGCCAUCCACAUCUUUUUCUCAUAAAUACACCACUAAAAGUUAUCUCAGCCCACUUAAGCCACAUCUAGGUCUUUAUUAAGGUCACACAGACGUGUUGAUGUGGUUUACUGUACAGUAUGACUUCUCUUAAUCUACAAAAAGACCAAAACUUCACCAUGUAGGAGAAAGGCCUGCUGAAAAAUACUGCACAGUCCAGCAGGCAUUUAAUGCUGGUCUAUGCUGGUUUAUGCUGCUCUAUCAUUCAAAACACAACAUUUACUGGUUUUGCUGGUGAACAGCCAUGUUGGUCUAUGCUAGUGUUUUUAGCAGGGUGCCACAUGUAACCACAUUAGACAACGGGACUGCAGGGCAUGUUUCUAAUUUCUGUUGUUCUUUUUAUAAACAACUGCUAAACUUCAAUUUAUAUAUAUAACAUAUAUGUAUUUAUAAAUAAAAACAACAGAAAUUGUGAGUUUAAUCUAGCAUCCACAUGUCUGCAUGAUGUAAAUGUGGUAUUCGCCACAGCUGUUAUCUAAAAUCGUUCAGCUAUGCAGUGAAGAUUUGUUCAUUUUUAUUGUUUAAACCACACCAACAAGUCUGUGCAACCUUAAUGAAGACCUGGUUGUGGUUUGGGUGGUGUUUGGAGAUGUGUUUGCAAAAAAGAUGUGGGUGUUCUGUUGACUUCUAGUGUCUGUUAGCAACAUUAGCCUCAAAGCUUCAGUACUAAACUAAUGAACCACAAUUUAGAUACCAAGCAUGUCUUGGAUGAUUGAUGCAUCUAGAGCAGGGGAAAAUUGUGUAAAUUAGAUUUUUUUCACUCAACUAUUCCUUUCAUUUCAAGACUUAUUAUUCAGAAGAGAAAUGUUUCGGCAACUGUAAUGAAACUAUUAUGUAAAUUAUGAGUCAGUGAGUGAGGCGUUUAUGUGUUUAUCCAUUUACAGAUGUUUCAAUGUUAUUUAGAGUGCUGUAAAUAUUUUGUGAUGACUGCUUAAUAAACAGCAUUUUCUUAUA
Molecule: messenger RNA, 2705 nt
Organism: Colossoma macropomum (tambaqui)
Lineage: Eukaryota; Metazoa; Chordata; Actinopteri; Characiformes; Serrasalmidae
Product: C3a anaphylatoxin chemotactic receptor-like
Exons: 2
Coding region: 118-1203 (361 amino acids)
Biological process (GO): complement receptor mediated signaling pathway; positive regulation of cytosolic calcium ion concentration; inflammatory response
Cellular component (GO): plasma membrane
Molecular function (GO): G protein-coupled receptor activity; complement receptor activity
Source: RefSeq, a predicted model, not a curated record